CAGCAGGUCCGGUAGGCCAGGCCGGGCCAAACCACCGGGCGGACCGCUGUGGAAGCAUGAGACCCAGGUUUGUCAAGUUGACAAGCAAGAUUAGUUAUCACAUGCACGUAACAGCUAAGCUGUCACACAAGAACCCUACCACUGAGCUGUGUCCCCAGCCCUCUGUGUGAUUUCAUAAUGAGAAACUCAGGUGUUUCCCAACUGAGGUGCCAGCGGGUCAGCAGCAAGGAAUCCUGUGAGAAGAAAAUCUGAGCUAGGGCUGAAGAAACAAGACCAGAGGAUCAGGAAGGGGGAGGCAUUCCUAGCAAUGCUAACAGUGAAGUAAAGCUGUAGAGACAGGUUGGCUGGCUCCUCUAACUGAUGGCAUGUUGAAGUACACGGGCCAGCAGCAGCGAGGGCAUCUGAUCCAGAGGGGGCCACUCUAGAGGCCAGGCCAUCACCACCAUGGGCCAGUGUGUCACCAAGUGCAAGAAUCCUUCAUCAACCUUGGGCAGCAAGAAUGGAGACCGGGACCCCAGCAGUAAGUCACACAGCAGGCGCGGAGCUGGCCACCGUGAGGAACAGGUGCCACCUUGUGGCAAACCAGCUGGGGAUAUCCUUGUCAAUGGGACCAAGAAAGCAGAGGCUGCUGCUGAGGCCUGCCAGCUGCCAACAUCUUCUGGAGAUGCUGGGAGGGAGUCCAAGACCAAUGCUGAGGAGUCUUCCUUGCAGAGGUUGGAAGAACUGUUCAGGCGCUACAAGGACGAGCGGGAGGAUGCAAUCUUGGAGGAAGGCAUGGAGCGCUUUUGCAAUGACCUAUGUGUUGAUCCUACGGAAUUUCGAGUGCUGCUCUUGGCCUGGAAGUUCCAGGCUGCUACCAUGUGCAAAUUCACCAGGAAGGAGUUUUUUGAUGGCUGUAAAGCAAUAAGUGCAGACAGCAUUGAUGGGAUCUGUGCACGGUUCCCUAGCCUCUUAACAGAAGCCAAACAAGAAGAUAAAUUCAAGGAUCUCUACCGGUUUACAUUUCAGUUUGGCCUGGACUCUGAAGAAGGGCAGCGGUCACUGCAUCGUGAAAUAGCCAUCGCCCUGUGGAAACUAGUAUUUACCCAGAACAAUCCUCCUGUAUUGGACCAGUGGCUAAAUUUCCUAACAGAGAACCCCUCGGGAAUCAAGGGCAUCUCCCGGGACACUUGGAACAUGUUUCUUAACUUCACUCAGGUGAUUGGCCCCGACCUCAGCAACUACAGCGAAGAUGAGGCCUGGCCGAGUCUCUUUGACACCUUUGUGGAGUGGGAGAUGGAGCGAAGGAAAAGAGAAGCAGAAGGGAGAGGUGCACUCAGCUCAGGGCCCGAGGGCUUGUGUCCAGAGGAGCAGCACUGAGGAUCUGCCUGCUGCCCUGCAGCCAAGUGAGGCAUUGGACCUUUCUGGAAAUUACUGAAGAUCCGGAUAUUUUCUACUUUACACCUUUCUCUGCCUUGUAUUUGAAAGGGCUCUAAAAUGCUGUAUCAUGUUUUAGGCACUUUCUUCAUUUUUUUGGUUAUUUUGGUUAUUUCUUUUUUGGGCGGGAAAUCCCCCAAAAUAUUUGAACCUGGCUACAUGUUGUGUACCUUUUUUUGAAGCCUUCAGAUAGAAUAAGCCUGCCAUUUCUUGCACAAAUUUA
This is a messenger RNA of Peromyscus eremicus (cactus mouse), 1639 nucleotides long. RefSeq names its product defective in cullin neddylation 1 domain containing 3 (gene Dcun1d3). Gene Ontology annotation, biological process: positive regulation of ubiquitin-protein transferase activity; protein neddylation. The transcript is spliced from 5 exons. Gene Ontology annotation, molecular function: ubiquitin conjugating enzyme binding; cullin family protein binding; ubiquitin-like protein binding. Lineage: Eukaryota; Metazoa; Chordata; Mammalia; Rodentia; Cricetidae. Gene Ontology annotation, cellular component: ubiquitin ligase complex. The record is from RefSeq and is a predicted model, not a curated record. Bases 445 to 1359 code for a protein of 304 amino acids.